Batrachochytrium dendrobatidis JAM81 is the source of this 1524-nucleotide messenger RNA. RefSeq lists its product as uncharacterized. The transcript has 5 exons. Gene Ontology annotation, biological process: protein targeting to membrane; peptidyl-L-cysteine S-palmitoylation. The coding region runs from base 1 to 1524 and encodes 507 amino acids. Lineage: Eukaryota; Fungi; Chytridiomycota; Chytridiomycetes; Rhizophydiales. Gene Ontology annotation, cellular component: endoplasmic reticulum; Golgi apparatus. Gene Ontology annotation, molecular function: protein-cysteine S-palmitoyltransferase activity. The record is from RefSeq and is a predicted model, not a curated record.
AUGUCAUCUACUACAGAAACGACCAAUUCGCUGGUGGAGCAUACCACUGAACUACAACCAGAAUUCACCUCACAGAAACCAUCUUCAGUAUUGCCCAUUCAGCUGGAUUCCAAUUUGCAGCCAUCGCCCUUGGAAGCAACGCAAAUGGCCACUCCACUCAUUCCUGCAGUCAUUGUCGAGCAACCUACUUUCAUUCCUGCAGCUAUUCAGGAAGUAGUCGUCACUCCAACCAUUUCAGCUCCAAUACAUCAACAGUCACAAUUAAAUAGCUUUGUUGGCUCGUCAGCCUUGGCAUCUCCAUCUAAAAAUGACAAACGUCCUCGUCCUUUUUCCAUCUCAAGUCGCUAUUUGUCGCAUUCGCUUAAAGGAAAUCAUAUCCACCGACAUUCGCCUCGCUCUGCGUCAGCAUCAUUGGCCAUCACUCCAUUUAAAUGCGAUGAUGAUGUAAAUAACACUGUCCAUAUUGCACGCUCUUCAAAUGAUAAUCUCUCUCGCUCAAUGCUUAUGAAGGACUUGCACAAGCCAAAUCAUGAGCAAUUAGUCUCACAAGGCUUAUCGCAUAAGAAUGAUGAAUAUGCAUCUACUGUUACAAAACUUAAUCUACCUUUUUUAGUCUUGAGCAACAAUUUAUUUUUCUCAGGCGAGGGAUUUGAGCCAACAUUGUUUAACAAAUGGUAUCGAAAAAACGGAUGGUAUCGUCCGUUUCACGCAAAAUUUAUUCUUCAUAUCGUUGUAUGGAUUUUUGAAGUUUCUGUCUAUUUUCUUUAUAUAUUAAAGUUUGUUCAGUUGUUUUCACUACGACACAUCUUGUACGGAGUUUCAGGAGCAUUGGUAUUGGCACAAUUGGCAUGCACAAUCAUUACAAUUUCAUUGGAUCCACAAGAUUCUAAAGUCAAGCAAGCGCAUGUUCCUCGUAACAUUAAUUAUAUCAAGCUAACAGGUGUACCUGUGAUUGAUGCUGAUACGCGCUAUUGCCAAAUCUGCCAGGUUCGUGUUGGUUUUCAGACUAAACAUUGCAAGCCGUGCAACAAGUGCAUUGGUGUGUAUGACCAUCACUGUGACUAUCUGUCUACAUGCAUUGGCAAACGCAACUACCGAGUGUUUUAUGUGACAGCAUUACUUGGGACGCUUGCUACAUGGUUGAUGUCAGGCGUGUCUAUUUAUGUCUUUGUGCAGUAUUUUGUCAAUCAAAGUGGAUUUUCAAACGCAGUUUUUGAAGUCUAUCAGCAUAAUACCAAUUCGGACAUGAAUAUUGCCAUGACGGUCCUUUGUAUAUAUAUGGCAAGUAUCAUUGCAUGCACUUGUGCAGCUACAGGUCUAUUUGUGUUUCAUACUCGAAUCAGUUAUAUUGGAAUAACAACAGUAGGGUAUAUUGAAAGUAGAUCGGCUCGGGGACCAGAUUUAUGGCACAUUAGUACCAAAAAGUUUAAAGAAUCACAGCAGAUUGCUCAAGAGUUUUCUGAGCCACAUGACAUGGUAGAGCAUGAAUCAUUUAAUAAUCCAUGGCAUCAUCCUCCCGUAUAA